CCAUCUUCCACACCAGUUGCGUGCUCACUGUGUCGCGACCCGGUGUGCCUUCUUCCAUCCAAGCCGAGCCGACGAUACACAGAGACAGAGAGCCCUAGUGUUUUUUUAAAAACAAAAUGGACGAAUUGCAGAGACCACUGUAAUCACGUUACCAUUUUCAUGGACAAACCAAACGAAACGGCAGAGAACAUCACAGAACCAGACGGCUCGGCGCCGUGGGGGACGUGGAAGGAGCUCCUCCUGUCCUGCGCCGUACACCGCCACGGCACCGACAACUGGGACUCCGUCGCCGUCGAGAUACAGAAGCGGAGCUCCACCCCUUCCUCCCUCCUCCACCUCACCCCCUCCCACUGCAAGCAAAAAUACCGCGACCUCAAACAACGCUACAGCCCCCCAGACGACGACGCCGUUAAGGCCGCCGACGCCGUCCCUUGGCUCGACGAGUUGAGGAAACUCCGCGUCGCCGAGCUCAGGCGCGAAGUCGAACGCUACGAUGCCUCCAUCGUGUCGUUGCAACUGACGGUGAAGAGGUUGAAAGAGGAGCGAGAAGAAGAGGACGAGAAAUCGAAAGGCGGAGAGAAGUCGGAUCCGGAGAAGACUGUAGAGAGAGAAAGAGAAGAUGAACACGGAAAAGUCUCGCCGGAAUCGGUGGCCGGUGGACCGGUCUCCGGCGGAGAUGACGGGUCCGUGAACGAGUCGAAUUCGACGGAUCCAAACAAGACGGGGAAAGACGGUGGUGGUGCAGAACCGGAACCGGUUCGAACCGGAGAAGGUGAACCGGAUGGUGGAGCUGGUUUGGCGAAGCCGGUGGGGGAGAACUCGUGUAACGGGAGUUCUAACAGUAUAGAGAAACAGGAGGAGGAACAGGUGAGGGAAUCGGUGAAGGAUGAACCGGAUGGAGGACGGGGUGACUCGGCCGAGUUGGGGGAAUCGGUGGCCGAGUCGAAUGGCGCCGCGGCGGCGAAGGAGUUUAGUAGCGACGUGCAGAGUUCAGCGAGCAAAUCGAGGAAGGAGGAGGAGUUGGGCGAUGAUAAGGUGCGGUCAGGUUGUGUUAGCGGUGGUGAUGAACCCGAGGACGUGGAUCAAUCGCGCACCGUCGAACGAGCUUCUGUAGAAUCGCGUUCGUUGGUGGAGUUCCUCGAGAUUGUUUACUCUCACAAGCUCGGCUCGGUCUUUGAGCGGCGGCUCGAGCGGCAGGAAACCCCAGAGUACAAGGACUUGAUUCGGCAACAUGUGGAUCUCGAAAGUAUUCAAACAAGGCUCAAAGAAGGAUGGUACUCAAGUUUCAAUAGCAAGUUCUUUCGCGAUCUGCUGCUUCUCUUCAACAACGCCAUCCUCUUCUUCAGCAAAGAGUCUAGGGAAUCUGCAGCUGCCAUCGAGCUUCGGCAGCUUGUUUCCAAAGAGAUGACCCAAACAAAUCUGAAGUUCGAUUCUUCAGCCGAAGAACAAACUCCUACUCCAUCCCAACUAGUCCUUUCCUCAAAACCGGAGCCCGAACCAUCAUCUGAUUCUUUGCUACCAAAACCAAAAAUGAUAUCAGGCCCAAUGAUAGUUUGCCGCAAGCGCAGCUCAAUUGCUGCAAAAGCACUGAUUGGAUCAUCCAAUUCUGGAGGAGCCGAUAGAAAGAGGGAGCCAAAAGCCGUAGAAAAACCAAUUCUGGAUUGGAAGCAACCUAACAAGAAAUCAUCGGAAAAUAAUGCUGAAGAAAAUAAUCGGGUUACAAAGAAGAGGAAAAGUGACAGAUUUGCUUCAGCUACUUCAAGAAGCUCGAAGAAGAAUGGCAAGAAUCGAGCCAGUCCAAACCCUAGCAAGAAUUCAGAACCCCUUCCCAGUGAACACUCAGAGCCUAGAAGUGAGAAAAACGCUGCUGCCCCAACCACUGUAUCAGGUGGUGCGAAGAAGAGAAGUGCAGCUAAUUUCUUGAGCAGAAUGAAGCGAAGCUCGACCACCACACAUAAUAACGGCUCGACAUUGCUAGGUACACUGAACAGCUCAGGAAUUAGUUCCGGCAUGAAUACCAGAGGAGGGGGUGGUGAGCAGAAGAGAAGUGGCGGCAAUGGCAAGGGUGGCGAUGGGAAGAAAGAACAGGUGGUGACUUCGAGGAGGGGUUCAGGAGCGGGGAGACAAGCGAAGGAGAAGGAGAAGGAGCAAGGGAGCCCCGCAAAUAGAAACGUCGGGCGGCCCAAAAGAGCGGCGGCACCACCACCUUCUACGCCUGCGGCAGUAUCUGGCAAACGGAGUAGGGAAGGAGGAGGUGGUGAUAAAGAGGCUGGGGCUUCAAGACAGCCAAAGAAAAGAUCAAGGAGGUGAAAGAUGGGUGUUAUUUGUGUGUACAUUAUUUGCAGGGAGUUGAAGGUCUUUAGAAGCAACUGAUUUCUUUUCUUUUCUUUGUUCUUUUCAUUUUGCCUUUUUAAAAAAAAAAUGUAUUUGUAGUAUUUAAUCACACGUUGCUGUGUCCAUAAUGUAUUUUUGUGAUCUAUUUGUAGUGCCAAUGAAAGGAAAAAAGAGAGACUUUGGAAGGAUUUGGUUUCUCUAUGUCUGAAACAAGUGUAUGAAUCCGUCGAUCCGAGACUGUUUGGGAGUCACUUUUCUUUUGGAUAAUAGAUUCUGGAUUCUAA
Messenger RNA from Rhododendron vialii, 2618 nucleotides. RefSeq lists its product as uncharacterized. NCBI's taxonomy places the organism in Eukaryota, Viridiplantae, Streptophyta, Magnoliopsida, Ericales, Ericaceae. The coding region runs from base 160 to 2310 and encodes 716 amino acids. The record is from RefSeq and is a predicted model, not a curated record. Gene Ontology annotation, molecular function: protein binding. The transcript is spliced from 3 exons.